Myripristis murdjan (pinecone soldierfish) is the source of this 1494-nucleotide messenger RNA. RefSeq names its product gastrula zinc finger protein XlCGF57.1-like. Bases 121 to 1494 code for a protein of 457 amino acids. The transcript is spliced from 2 exons. Gene Ontology annotation, molecular function: RNA polymerase II cis-regulatory region sequence-specific DNA binding; DNA-binding transcription factor activity, RNA polymerase II-specific. Gene Ontology annotation, biological process: regulation of transcription by RNA polymerase II. The record is from RefSeq and is a predicted model, not a curated record. NCBI's taxonomy places the organism in Eukaryota, Metazoa, Chordata, Actinopteri, Holocentriformes, Holocentridae.
AGUCCUGAUGUGGGAGAGAAACCAGCUUCCUGCUCCAAGACCAAGAACACAGGAAAGAGUAAAAUCCCCUGCUCACUCUGUGGUAAACAGUUUACCAAGAAAGGAGACCUCAACAGACACAUGAGAAUCCACACUGGAGAGAAACCAUUCCCCUGCUCACUCUGUGGUACAGCGUUUGCAUGUAAAGGAUACCUCAAGCUACACAUGACAAACCACACUGGAGAGAAACCAUUCCCUUGCUCACUCUGUGGUAAAGGGUUUACUGACAAAGGACACCUCAAGCUACACAUGAGAAUUCACAGUGGAGAGAAACCGUUUGUCUGCUCACCCUGUGGUAAAGGGUUUGCACAUAAAGGGACCCUCAACAAACACAUGAGAAUCCACACUGGAGAGAAACCAUUCGUCUGCUCCCUCUGUGGUAAAGGGUUUGCACGUAAAGGACACCUCAAGAAACACAUGAGAAUCCACACUGGAGAGAAACCGUUCGUCUGCUCACUAUGUGGAAAAGGGUUUACUGACAAAGGACACCUCAAGCUACACAUGAGAAUCCACACUGGAGAGAAACCGUUCCCCUGCUCACUCUGUGGUACAGCGUUUGCACAAAAAGGAAACCUCAAGCAACACAUGAGAAUCCACACUGAAGAGAAACCGUUCCCCUGCUCACUCUGUGGUAAAGGGUUUGCAAACAAAGGAGCCCUCGAGCUACACAUGAGAAUCCACACUGGAGAGAAACCAUUCAUAUGCUCACUCUGUGGUAAAGGGUUUGCACAGAAAGGAACCCUCAAGCUACACAUGAGAAUCCACACUGGAGAGAAACCGUUCGUCUGCUCACUCUGUGGCAAAGGGUUUACUGAUAAAGGACCUCUCGAGCUACACAUGAGAAUCCACACUGGAGAGAAACCAUUCCUCUGCUCACUCUGUGGUAAAGGGUUUACCAAGAAAGGAGACCUCAACAGACACAUGAGAAUCCACACUGGAGAGAAGCCGUUCCCCUGCUCACUCUGUGGUAAAGGGUUUACUGAUAAAGUACACCUCAAGCGACACAUGAGAAUCCACACUGGAGAGAAGCCGUUCCCCUGCUCACUCUGUGGUAAAGGGUUUACUGAUAAAGGACACCUCAAGCUACACAUGAGAAUCCACACUGGAGAGAAACCCUUCGUCUGCUCACUCUGUGGUAAAGGGUUUACUGAUAAAGGACACCUCAAGCUACACAUGAGAAUCCACACUGGAGAGAAACCAUUCCCCUGCUCACUCUGUGGUAAAGGGUUUACCAAGAAAGGAGACCUCAACAGACACAUGAGAAUCCACACUGGAGAGAAACCAUUCCCCUGCUCACUCUGUGGUAAAGGGUUUACUGAUAAAGGACACCUCAAGCGACACAUGAGAAUCCACACUGGAGAGAAACCAUUCGUCUGCUCCCUCUGUGGUAAAGGGUUUGCACAUAAAGGAAACUUAAACAAACACAUGAGAACCCACACUGGAGAGAACCUGUAG